AUGUCUCCCAGCGCAACGGCCGAGGCCACUUCAGCCCAGGCGAGCAACGGUAAUGGUGCCACACCAAACCCUGCCGCCGCCGCCGCCGCCGCCACUGCUGCGGCCCCGGCUAGCUCGAGUGCCCCUGAUUUCCUCAACACGCAGCCCGGUCCCGACCACGACUGGAGGAUCUCGCUGAAGAACAAGGUCAUCGCCAUCACGGGCGCCAACAGAGGCAUCGGCCUGGGCAUCGCAGAGGUGUGCCUCGCCAACGACGCCGCCGCCGUCUACUCGCUCGACCUCUUCGAGCCCGGCGAGGAGUUCCAGGCCGUCCAGCAGGCGAACCCCAAGCGCAUCCACUACGUCCACUGCGACGUCACCUCCGAGGAGAGCAUCACGGCCGCCGUCGACGCCAUCAUCGCCCGCGAGGGCGCCAUCCACGGCCUCGUCGCCAAUGCCGGCAUGACCAAGCACCAGCCGGCCCUGGCCUUUGACCGCGCCCAGCUCGAGCAGCUCUUCAACCUCAACGUCUUCGGCGCCUACUUCUGCGCGACGACGGUGGCCCGCCGCUUCAUCGAGCUGGGCGUCAAGGGCUCCAUCGUCUUCACCGCCUCCAUGACCUCGUACCGGCCCAACCGCGCCGCGCCCUCGGCGCCGUACGGGGCCACCAAGGGCGCCGUCAGGAACAUGACGCACACGCUGGCCAUGGAGUGGGCCAAGCACGGCAUCCGCGUCAACUCCAUCUCGCCCGGCUUCGUCAGGACCGCCAUGACCUACUUUGUCGACCAGGCACCCGACUGGGACCUCAAGAUGCAAUACUACGGCGGCAUGCCCCGGCUGGCGGACCCCAAGGAGCUCGGCGGCGCCUACGUGUACCUGCUGUCGGACGGCGCGAGCUAUACCACCGGCAUCGACAUCCCCGUUGCCGGGAUCGUUGGCGCUUGGUAA
Molecule: messenger RNA, 927 nt
Organism: Colletotrichum higginsianum IMI 349063
Lineage: Eukaryota; Fungi; Ascomycota; Sordariomycetes; Glomerellales; Glomerellaceae
Product: Dehydrogenase
Exons: 1
Coding region: 1-927 (308 amino acids)
Cellular component (GO): intracellular anatomical structure
Molecular function (GO): oxidoreductase activity, acting on NAD(P)H, oxygen as acceptor
Source: RefSeq, a predicted model, not a curated record